Molecule: messenger RNA, 2337 nt
Organism: Plectropomus leopardus (leopard coralgrouper)
Lineage: Eukaryota; Metazoa; Chordata; Actinopteri; Perciformes; Serranidae
Gene: ferry3
Product: FERRY endosomal RAB5 effector complex subunit 3
Biological process (GO): regulation of mast cell degranulation
Cellular component (GO): cytoplasm
Source: RefSeq, a predicted model, not a curated record
GGCAGUCAGCUGACUGAACCAAACAGGAGCGGCGUCCCUGCUACAGGAAACAUCAUAUUCAUUCAUUCUCAGCCGCAGCAAUGAAGAAGAACAAAGGCAAAGUGAGCAGCACUGCUGAGAAGGAGUUUGUGUUUGAGUUCAAGGCAGGGAAAAACAAUUGUGUCCUCAAAGUGCCUCUGCAUUUUCCUGUUCAAGAGAACAUCAGUGACCUCCACGGACGCUUGAUGCUGCUACAUAAAAUACCGUGCUACAUAGAAAACGAGCUAAAAACAUCCCUCACCAACUUCAUCGAGAGUGAGACUAUCCUUGAUUUUGACAGAGAGGCAGAGCUGGCCCUGCAGAGACUCACAACAGGAGAUGUUGAUGUAAACCAGCUCACAAAUGCAUGGACCAGGUCUUAUGUGGAGACUACACUGGAGCAUGCUCGACCUGAAGAGCCCAGUUGGGACGAGGACUUUGCAGAUGUUUACCACGAGCUUAUCCACUCCCCAGCCUCAGAUACCCUUCUCAACCUGGAGCACAACUACUUUGUUAGCAUCUCCGAGCUCAUCAGUGAGAGAGACAUGGAGAUUAAGAAGCUGCAGGAAAGGCAAGCAGCUGAAAUGGACAAAGUGAUGCAUGAGCUGGGGAAUACAUUGAGUGACCAGGAUGUAAACGCAGUUGCCUCUCAACACUUUGAUGCUCAGCAGGUGUUGGAGAAUAAGUGGGCCAGUGAGCUGAAGCAAGUUACUGGUAUUCAAAAACAUGAGUAUCAGGAGUGGGUUAUCAAACUGCACCAGGACCUGCAGAAAUCUACCAACAGCAGCCAAAUCAAUGAGGAGAUUAAGGUGCAGCCUAGCCAGCUGUCAGAGCUGGCAGAUUCUGGGGCCAGGAUGUUUGAGGAGCAGCCUCAGCUGGAGGAGAGUUUCACCAUACACUUAGGAGCACAACUAAAAACAAUGCACAACCUGCGACUGGUGCGAGCAGACGUGCUGGACUUCUGUAAGCACCGGCGGCACGGCAGCGGUGGAGCAAAGCUAAGGCGGCUGCAGACGGCCCUUUCGCUCUACUCCUCCUCACUCUGUGGCCUGGUGCUGUUGGUCGACAACAGGGUCAACUCCUACAGUGGCAUCAAGAGAGACUUUGCAACUGUGGCAAAGGAGUGCACAGACUUCCACUUUCCCUGUCUGGAGGAGCAACUGGACGAGGUGCAGCAGGUGGUGCUGUAUGCCAGAGCCCAGCGGAGCAGCAAGCAUAAAGACCAGCCUGAGAUUCCGAGGAAUGGAGGUGACGAUAAGAGCAAAAAUGUUGAAAGAAAUCCAUCUAACAUCUUACCAGGUGAGUUUUACAUUUCGCGGCACUCCAACCUUUCUGAGGUCCAUGUUGUUUUCCACCUAUGCGUGGAUGACAAUGUGCGAUCAGGGAACAUCACAGCCCGGGACCCGGCCAUCAUGGGCUUGAGAAACAUCCUAAAGGUCUGCUGCACACAUGACAUCACAACUGUCACCGUCCCUCUGCUGCUGGUCCACGACAUGUCAGAGGAAAUGACCAUACCGUGGUGUCUAAAGAGAGCCGAGCUGGUGUUCAAAUGUGUCAAAGGCUUCAUGAUGGAGAUGGCCUCAUGGGAUGGAGGAAUAUCACGCACAGUCCAGUUUCUAGUGCCAAAGAGUAUCUCAGAGGAGAUGUUCUACCAGUUGAGCAACAUGCUGCCUCAGAUCUUCCGUGUCUCCUCCACCCUAACUCUCACCUCAAAGCACUGAUAAUGGAGAUGCACCACAUUGCAUCCUCAAGGCAUUCAAACCAACACAGAUUGUUUAUUUCAAAAAUUAUAGACAAGUUAAUAUUUUUUUUUUGUUUUCAGGUUAAAGGAGUGGAGAUUUGAUGAAGUAGCACAUAGGUCCCAUUCAUUAAAAAUGGGGUCAGGAUAAUACGGUGGCAUUAAAGGACUUACAGUAGAGGUGCAAAACAGAUUUUAAAUGAGAAGAGACAUUUGUAUGCAAUUGGUGAGCUUUGUUAAUUUUGCACCACAUGAUGUAAAUACAUCUAACUGAAAGAGGGCUGGAUUCAGUGGCUCACCAAAGCAGCUGCUGCAAUUAUCAUUUCAAGCCUCCGGGGUGUGGUUCUGGUGACAGAGUUUUAUGACAUCAUGACAUCAGCCACCGGUGCAGCAACUAUUCCAGUUUUUCUUUAAAGCUGCAAUCUGUAACUCCCCGCACGCUCGAGCUACGGCAUAACGAAGACUGUAGUGUUGGUGAAGCUGUUUUAACUUGCUGGUACAGAGUGAAAAUCCCACCAACGAAGCAGAUAAAGUAAAUGUGAAAACAGUAUUGUUUACUAAAGUGAUGAGGCUGGAUGGAA